Messenger RNA from Lotus japonicus, 512 nucleotides. Its product is annotated as putative lipid-transfer protein DIR1. Gene Ontology annotation, molecular function: fatty acid binding. The record is from RefSeq and is a predicted model, not a curated record. Lineage: Eukaryota; Viridiplantae; Streptophyta; Magnoliopsida; Fabales; Fabaceae. The coding region runs from base 43 to 366 and encodes 107 amino acids. Gene Ontology annotation, biological process: systemic acquired resistance. The transcript has a single exon.
AAUCAAAGAAUUGAGUUACAAACAGAUCAAGGAAUAUACACUAUGCUGAGGAUCAUGGAAGAGAGGAAGUGGGUGACACUGCACCUUAUGGUGGUUUUGUUGAUGAUGGCAUCUACAUUGAAAGUUUCCAAAGGCAUUAGCCUGUGUAACAUGAACGAGGAUGGAAUCAUGGCUUGUAAGCCAUCAGUGACUAAACCGAACCCGGUUGAUCCAUCCCCUGAGUGUUGCCAGGCUCUUACUGGUGCUGAUUUGAAAUGCCUUUGCUCUUACAAGAACUCAUCAGAGCUACCUCUUCUUGGAAUUGACCCAACUCUUGCUGUUUCACUUCCUGCCAAGUGCAAUCUCACUCCCCCAGAUGAUUGCUGAGGACUGAGGAGCUUCUCUAGUAUGCUGGGUGUGUGUCUCCCUUUUCUGCCAAUGGCGUAGCGUUAUUAAAAUAAAAUGUAUUGAUUAAUGUAUUCAAUUUGCAAUGUAUGCAAAUAUAUUUUAUUUAGUGGUACAAUGUUAGUCUA